CCGGGCAGGGAUGGGGGGCAGACAGGGGUCGCCCUCCAGCACCCUCCGCUCCCCAGGACCGUGAGGAUGCAGGUGCCUGGGCAGCCCAGCCCCAGGCAGAGCCGGAUGCGUUGGAGAUUGGGGGUUCAGAGCUGGGCAGGGGGCUCCUGGCCUGGGCUCGGUGCCCGGCACUGCUGGGACCUAGCUGGGCCGGGCUGGGCUGGGAGGUCACGGGGCAGGCCGGGCUUUGUGCAGGGGAAGCACAAAGGAGCCAGACAGAGGCUGUUUGUUCUUUCCCCCCGCAGCUGCGCAGAGCUGGCGGUGGGGGAGGGAGGCCCAUCCAGCUGCCUCUGCCCAUCAGGCUUGACACGGGGCUGAGGACCCCGGAGCCCCUCGUCGCCACCUCCCCGUCCAGCCCGCUCUGCCCAUAGGCGAGCCCAGGCGGCUGCGGAUGAGGGAGACCCGGGGCCAGUAGAGGAGCCCGUCCUGUGGAGCCCCGCCAGCCCCAGCGCCGCCCGGCCUGUUGCAGCCCGAACCCUUGCAAUGUCCCAGCCUCUCGCCUCCACCCUGCCCAUCCCCGAGGGCCAGGAGGACACCAGCCCAGACCUGAGCCCGUAUGAUGAGGGGGCCGUGCACGACUCCUUCCACGAGAUCAUCCAGGAGCAAGGCCUGCAGCUGCGGGAGCUGUGCUUGGGGGGCAAAGAGCCCUUGGCCUACAUGCCUCCUCUCGCCCCCGGGGCCGAGGCCUGGGCCAAGCCUGAGUGCAGCUGGGAGCACCCCGAGUACUCCGCCGCCACGCUGAGGAUCCUGGCCAGCAUGCCCAGCCGCACCAUCGGCAGCAGCCGCGGGGCCAUCCUCUCGCAGUACUACAACCGCACAGCCCGGCUGCGGCGCCGGAGCAGCCGCCCACCCCUGCUGCAGACUUCCCGCGCCGCCCGGCCCAGCCUCCGCCAGUACGACCUGGAGCUGGACGCUGGCCACGCCCAAGAAGAAGAAAAGCGGUGCCUGCUGGUGAAGGAGCUGCAGAGCCUCCCAAGCAGCCAGCGCAGCCACCUGCUGCUGACCAUGCCCCUCAGCCUGGCCCAGAAGCGCAGCCUCAGGCAGGAUUCGAGCGGGCAGGGAGACACCCUGAAGAAGCCCCGCAGGAUCCGGGGCCCCCUGCCUGGAUGCAGCCAAGUCGAGUACCACCUCAUCCUCGGUGUCCGGAGUACCUGGUACGGGCUGCUGUCCUCCCUGCCCACGCUGCAGCCCUGGCACUACGCCCUCAAGCAGAUCGGCGGCCGCUUCGGCUCCAGUGUCCUGUCCUACUUCCUGUUCCUCAAGACUCUGCUCCUGUUCAACCUCCUCCUGUUCCUCCUGCUCCUCGUCUUCGUCGUGGCCAUGCAGGCCGCCUACCCCCCGACCACCCCCGCCCGCCGCACCUUCAUGGGCCUCGAGCUCCUCACCGGGGCUGGCUCCUUCACCCACACGCUGAUGUACUGCGGCUACUACAGUAACGACACCCUGAAUGACCCCUGCAUCUUGGGCCCCAGCUCCGUGAGGUGUCAACGCGGCCACAGCCGCCUGCCCUACAACAUGCCGCUGGCCUACCUCUUCACCAUCGGGGUCUCCUUCUUCAUUACCUGCAUCCUGCUGGUGUACAGCAUGUCACGGUCCUUUGGGGAGAGCUACCGCGUGGACAGCACCAGGGGCGACCUCGCCAUGAAGCUAUUCUGCACCUGGGACUGGAAGGUGACGCAGCGGCGCUCUGUGCAGCUGCUGCAGGACAACCUCUGCACCCAGCUAAAGGAGCUGCUGGGGGAACUCCGGGACCAGUACCGCCCCAGGAGCCUGUGCCAGCAGCUGCACAGGCUGGCAGUGCUGGCCCUGACCUGGGCCUUGUCGCUGGGCAGUGUGCUGGCCUGCGUCCUCGCCGUCUACUACUUCUCAGAGCACAUGCACAGGGUGCAGCAGAAGAGCUGGGAGCAGCACAGCAGCGAGAUGCAGGAGGAAGCCCAGCUGCUGGCCCUGCCACUGGUCGUAUCCCUGAUGAACUUGGUGCUGCCCUAUGUGUACAGCGGGCUGGGCACCUGGGAGAGGCAGGAGUCCCCGGUGCUGGGGGUCUACGUGGCCAUCUGCAGGAACUUGCUGCUGAAGAUGGUGGUGCUGGGGAUGCUGUGCUACCACUGGCUGAGCCGCAAGGUCGGGCUAUCAGGGGACAAGUGCUGGGAGACGUCGGUGGGGCAGGAGCUGUACCGCUUCGUGGUGAUGGACUUCAUCUUCGUCCUGCUGGACACCCUCCUUGGGGAGCUGCUCUGGAGGCUGAUCCUGGAGAAGAGGCUGAAGAGGAAGCAGCGGCCGGAGUUCGACAUCGCACGGAACGUGCUGGAGCUGAUUUACGGGCAGACGCUGACUUGGCUGGGCGUCCUCUUCUCCCCGCUCCUCCCCGCCAUCCAGAUCCUGAAGCUGCUGCUCUUGUUCUACAUUAAAAAGGCCAGCCUGAUGAAGAACUGCCAGUCGCCCAGCAAGCCCUGGCGGGCAUCACACAUGAGCACUGUCUUCAUCACCCUCCUGUGCUUCCCGUCCUUCCUGGGAGCAGCCGUCUUCCUGUCCUACACCAUCUGGUCAGCAAAGCCAUCGGAGACGUGCAGCCCAUUCCGGACCCUGGAGACCAUCUAUGAGUCUGGGAAGACCUGGGUGCGGCGGCUGGAGCAUUCCGGCCCCAGCAUCACCUGGUUCACCUGGAUCCACCAACACCUGGUGGAAAACACCUUCUUCCUGUUCUUCAUGUCCAGCAUCCUGCUGGCAGUGAUCUACCUCAAAAUCCAGGUGGUGAAAGGCCAGCGCAGGAUCAUCGGCCUGCUGAAGGAGCAGAUCACCAACGAAGGGGCGGACAAGACGUUCCUCAUUCAGAAACUUCACUCUAUCUAUGCAAAGCAGGAGCAGCGCACCUGAGCCCAGCAGGGUCCCUUGAAGCCAGCAGAGGCUCUGGGGCUCAGGCCAUGGACAGCCCCCACUUCCAGGAGGUCCUGAGCAGCCAGAGACCAGCCUGGGCUGAGACACGACCACGUCAUGGAGAACGCUAGCUGCUGCCUGCCCGGCUGCCCCCAUGCUGCAGCCACGAGCCCCACUCGGCCAGACCCCGGAGCUGGUUUCCACCCAGAAAGGACCCCAAGGACUCCCUGCAGAGGUGGCCCGGACUGCCCGGAGCUGAGCGGCGUGUGCCAACAAGCCCAGGGGCCAGGGACGAGCUGCGCUCCCUUGUGCCACUGCCCCACGGACACAGGGCCUGGCGGCCUGAAUAUUGGCCCGUUCCCCGAGCGACCCUCUCUCCCUUACAGCCCCGUCGCAUUAGAAGCGCGAUGCUGCA
Molecule: messenger RNA, 3328 nt
Organism: Alligator sinensis (Chinese alligator)
Lineage: Eukaryota; Metazoa; Chordata; Crocodylia; Alligatoridae
Gene: TMC6
Product: transmembrane channel like 6
Exons: 21
Coding region: 523-2913 (796 amino acids)
Cellular component (GO): plasma membrane
Molecular function (GO): mechanosensitive monoatomic ion channel activity
Source: RefSeq, a predicted model, not a curated record